This is a messenger RNA of Macrosteles quadrilineatus (aster leafhopper), 600 nucleotides long. Its product is annotated as peptidoglycan-recognition protein 2-like. The coding region runs from base 56 to 589 and encodes 177 amino acids. Gene Ontology annotation, molecular function: N-acetylmuramoyl-L-alanine amidase activity; zinc ion binding. NCBI's taxonomy places the organism in Eukaryota, Metazoa, Arthropoda, Insecta, Hemiptera, Cicadellidae. The record is from RefSeq and is a predicted model, not a curated record. The transcript is spliced from 3 exons. Gene Ontology annotation, biological process: peptidoglycan catabolic process.
UUUAAGGCUACAUAGAUUCAUUGAAACACGUUCAGACGUGCUUUAUGUUGACAAAAUGAACACAAAAGUGUUUAAAAACGUGUUGAGGACACCACCGAUUGAAAAGUUUGAAUAUGUCUCAAGAAAAGAGUGGGGGGCUCGACAGCCUCUACGUGAAGUGGAGAAGCUAAACUACAAGUUCCCACUUCCUUUCGUAGUGCUAACGUACACCAACACCCCACCUUGCACAAGUGUGGAGCAGUGUAAACGGAGUUUGAGGAAGAUUCAGACGCUCAAUAUGUAUGAAGAUGACCUUCCUGACAUUAAAUAUAACUGGUUGGUGGGGAAUGACGGCCACAUAUACGAGGGACUGGGAUGGGAUUUUGCUGCGACAUGGAAUGACCCUCGUCAUGAUCGCUACAGACUCAACAGUGUGACCUUUGCCUUCAUGGAUGACAUGUCAGGAGAGGUGCCUAACCCAAACGCCAUGGUUGCGUUACGAUUCCUGGCGGUAGAAGGGGCGAAGAAGAAUUUCAUAAAACAUCCAAUCACAUACGUUCGCAUGUUCGCAAAGGAGGAUGAGGACAUGGGACAGGAGCUGUUAAAGUGAUGUCCACAGUA